ACUAAUUCAUCAAAAGGGCGUGGAAAUCCAUGGCCUCAAAAACUUCAAUGGGGAAGCCACCAGUCCCCCUCUUCCAAUCGAAGCUGCUCUGUUUCUCCCUGCUCUACCUCUUCACCGCCCUGUUCCUGGCCCUCUACACCUCUCUCUCCCCCACCAGAUGCCUCCUCCGGUCCUCCCCCUUCGACCCCCUCCAGACCCCUCUCUUCUCUUACCCUCCCGCCUACGGCGAGCACAAGUACGCCCUCCCGACCGCCCGCCCAUCCUGCUCCUCUCCCGUACUCUUCUCAGAUUAUUUGGAAGCGGUCAGGGAGAUCGGAGAUUUGUGCGCGAAUUCUUCGUGGUUGUCGACGGCUUCGCCGCCGCCUCCUCUGAGGUACAAGCAGGGCAGAGAUGACAACUUUGGAGGAAAGUUCACCGCCCGAGAGCGGUUUUCUUAUUUCGAUCAUCGCAACGACAGCGUUGAAGUUCCCUGUGGAUUCUUUAAGGAAUUCCCAAUCAGCUCGGACGAUAGGGAGGCCAUGGAGAAAUGCGACGGAGUCGUCGUUGCCUCCGCCGUAUUCAACGACCACGACAAGAUCCGUCAGCCGAGAGGGCUCGGAUCCCAAACCCUCGCCAGCGUAUGCUUCUUCAUGUUCGUCGACGACGCCACCGCGAAAGUCCUCGAGAGCCACAGCCUGAUCUCCCGGAGCUCGGGAGCGGUGCGCAAGGUCGGAGCAUGGAGGGUCGUGGAAGUGGCAGGCGAGCGCCUGUACGUGGACCCGGCGAUGAACGGGGUGAUCCCGAAGCACCUGGCGCACAGGCUGUUCCCGAACUCGAAGUUCAGCGUGUGGAUCGACGCGAAGCUGCAGAUGGCUGUCGACCCGGUCCUGCUGGUCCACUCGCUGCUCGUGCGGGAGGGCGCGGACAUGGCGGUGUCGAGGCACCCGUACUUCAAGCACACCAUGGAGGAGGCGAUGGCCACCGCGAGGUGGAAGAAAUGGCGGGACGUGGAUUCGCUGCAGAAGCAAAUGGAGACGUACUGCGAGAACGGGCUUCAGCCAUGGUCGCACAACAAGCUUCCAUACACUUCAGAUGUGCCGGACAGCGCCCUGAUUUUGAGGCGGCACACUCCGGCCAGCAACCUCUUCUCGUGCCUCUUGUUCAAUGAGCUGGACGCAUUCAACCCGAGGGAUCAACUGGCCUUCGCAUAUGUGAGGGACCUCAUGAGCCCCAAGCCCAAGCUCCACAUGUUCGACGUGGAGGUGUUCGAGCAAGUCGCGUUGGAGUACCGGCACAACCUGAAGCGCGGCGGCGGGGGGCCCGGGGGGCCAAGGAGGACGAAGAGGGCGGGCUCUCCGGAGUCGUCCGGGAACGGCAGCUUCGGCGGCGGGUGUCGGAAGUAUCUGGAGGAGAUGUGGGGGUGAAUCCCACAAAUUGAUUCUCUCAACAGGGACAAAAGGUUGAACUGCCCAACCGCAUUUCACGAAAGCGGAAAAGCUGCCAAGAGAUCACAGGUUGUCAGGCACUCUUUUGUUUUUGUCUCGCGGAAUGGUGAUGCGCCACGUGUCAUAAAUGGGCACGAACUCUUCGUUUUGUCGUGCAGAGUGGGGCCCAGUGGUGUUGACAUGGGGAAAAGAAGACAAUCGAAUGGAGAGGGGGGAAACCGGAAAAAGGGGCGGAAAAGAGGGAGAUGCUGUUUGAUUUAGGUAGAUAUAAAUUAUUUAUGCUGUCGGAUGGCUAAAUUCAAGUUCAUAUGAAGAACAUGUGGGGUCGUAAACAUGGUCAUCGAAUUUGUUGUAAACUUUUCGACGAUUCGAGGAAUAAGAUUCAAUUCAUUCAAUUUAA
Molecule: messenger RNA, 1824 nt
Organism: Rhodamnia argentea
Lineage: Eukaryota; Viridiplantae; Streptophyta; Magnoliopsida; Myrtales; Myrtaceae
Product: probable hexosyltransferase MUCI70
Exons: 4
Coding region: 30-1403 (457 amino acids)
Source: RefSeq, a predicted model, not a curated record